UCUCACUAUUUCAACGUUUAACUGUUGGAAGAGAGUUCUGUCUGGGUAUGAAGAUAGAUCUUCCUGAACAAGGCCACCAUAUCUCGAUCCAUUAGGAGCCCACCAUUGAAGGUGAACUUGAAAAUGACAGCCAAAGGGAAGCAGAUCCUCUGUAUUGGGCUAGUCUGCUUGGAUAUCAUUAACGUGGUUGAUACGUUUCCAGUUGAAGACACAGAUACUCGAUGUAUAUCUCAGAAGUGGCAACGAGGGGGAAACGCCUCCAAUUCUUGUACAGUUCUCUCAUUACUUGGUGCCUCCUGUGGAUUCAUGGGCUCUCUUGCACCUGGGCGUAUUUCAGAUUUUAUUUAUGAUGACCUCAGACGAUAUGGGAUUGCUGUGCCCAAUGUGAUUGUUCAUGCAGAAUCAUCUUUCCCAGCCUCCAUUAUCAUCAGCAACAUAAGCAAUGGUUCACGCACUAUCCUUCACACAAACAGUUUCAUAACAGAUGAUUUUCGCAGCAGAGGUGUUAAUAUAUCCAAUAUUGUGUGCCAGCGUGUGGGAGUUAAUCCUUGUGCCUGCUGCCUCGUCAACAUUACCAAUGGCUCGCGAACGGUCAUACUGUCCGACAUGAAUUUACCAAAUGUUACUUCAGAGGAUUUUAGGAAAGUUGAUCUUUCGCAGUACAAAUGGAUUCACUGGGAGGGCAGAAAUGCAUCUGAGCAGGUGGCCAUGAUACAGCAGGUGGUGCAGUACAAUGCUAAUGUGUCAGCCGAGCAGCGAAUUACUAUUUCUGUGGAGAUUGAGAAAACAAGAGAAGAACUGUACCAGCUCUUUGGACACGGAGAUGUGGUCUUUGUCGGCAAAGAUGUUGCCAGACACUUUGGAUUUAAUUCAGCAUCAGAAGCAGUAAAAGGAUUUUACAGUCGGGUAAAACCUGGUGCACACCUAAUCUGUGCAUGGGCUGAGGAAGGAGCUGAUACAAUGGGUCCUGAUGGGCUUUUUCAUUCAAAUGCCUUUCCUCCUAAAAAGCUUGUGGAUACUCUUGGAGCUGGAGAUACUUUCAAUGCAGCUGUGAUAUUUGAACUGCAUAACGGCAAGUCUAUUCAGGAAGCAUUGACGUUUGGUUGCCAAAUUGCUGGGAAAAAGUGUGGGUUUCAAGGUUAUGAUGGAAUUGUCUAAGCAAACCGAAAAUCUAAUGAAAGAAUAGCUACAAUUGAUUGAAAUUAGAAAAUUCCACACGAGCAAGAUUUUUGAUAAUGAAGCCAUCUGAUAUGCAAAUAUAUAAAAUAGGUUUUGUAAAUUUCCUUCGAAUGUAAAACAAUUUAAAAUAUAAUAAAACCUGCUAGAUCUAUCAUAGAUUGAGUUCAACAUUUAUCAUCCUGAUACAGCAUGAUAUAAUUACAAUAGAGAUUUU
This is a messenger RNA of Amblyraja radiata (thorny skate), 1393 nucleotides long. It is a transcript of the gene khk, whose product is annotated as ketohexokinase. Gene Ontology annotation, molecular function: ketohexokinase activity. The transcript has 10 exons. Gene Ontology annotation, biological process: fructose metabolic process. NCBI's taxonomy places the organism in Eukaryota, Metazoa, Chordata, Chondrichthyes, Rajiformes, Rajidae. The coding region runs from base 124 to 1158 and encodes 344 amino acids. The record is from RefSeq and is a predicted model, not a curated record.